Drosophila grimshawi is the source of this 3103-nucleotide messenger RNA. RefSeq names its product cullin-2 (gene Cul2). Gene Ontology annotation, molecular function: ubiquitin protein ligase binding. The transcript has 9 exons. The coding region runs from base 255 to 2525 and encodes 756 amino acids. Gene Ontology annotation, cellular component: Cul2-RING ubiquitin ligase complex; SCF ubiquitin ligase complex. Lineage: Eukaryota; Metazoa; Arthropoda; Insecta; Diptera; Drosophilidae. The record is from RefSeq and is a predicted model, not a curated record. Gene Ontology annotation, biological process: protein ubiquitination; SCF-dependent proteasomal ubiquitin-dependent protein catabolic process.
UGUGGCGUGCCAUCGUUAUCGCUAUUAGCUUAUUACAGGGUUGCAUUGCCGCACAGUCAACGAUGGAAGUGGACUGGCAACUCUGUCGCCGUAACAUAAGAGUUCAUUUUGGAUUGUAAAAAAAGUGCAAAAAACCGAAAUUUACGCAUUAUUCAUUAGAGCAUAGUGUAAUUAAAAAGCGCCUCAGCAAAUAGUCCACAUCCUUCCACACUCACACACACACACACAUCCACAACACACACGCAGCUGAGGAGAUGUCGCUCAAGCCAAAAAUAGUGGAAUUUGUUGAUGUCUGGCCGCGCUUGCGUUGCGUCGCCGAGGACGUGAUAACAUUGAGUAAAGUUGAACGCGCCGUUUGGAACACUAGCUUCAGCGACGUUUAUACGCUAUGCGUGGCGCAGCCGGAACCGAUGGCAGAUCAACUGUAUAACGAGACAAAGCACUUCCUUGAAUCGCACGUACAGGAGAUGCUGGCCAAGAAGGUGCUGGCGGAGCACGAUGCGACCAAUGCGAACAACACGAGCAGCAGGCCCGAUUUGCUGCAACGAUACUAUACCACCUGGGUGGAGUACAGCCAGGGCAUUAAAUAUCUACACCAGCUCUAUAUCUAUCUAAACCAGCAGCACAUCAAGAAGCAAAAGAUCACCGAUACGGAAUCAUUUUAUGGCAAUCUGUCCAGCGAUGCAGCCGAUCAAAUGGAAAUCGGUGAACUUGGCCUGGACAUUUGGCGCCUCUAUAUGGUUGAGUAUUUGGCCCAGGAGCUGGUGCGUCACAUACUGGAGGGCAUUGCGGCGGAUCGGGACAGCAAUGGGACAUUGGAUUCGCAUCGCGUAAAGGUCAUCAAUGGCGUCAUACACAGCUUUGUGGAGGUGCAGGAUUAUAAGAAGACUGGCUCUCUGAAACUCUAUCAGGAGCUCUUCGAACAGCCCAUGCUGGAGGCGAGCGGCACUUACUACACGAACGAGGCGAACAAGCUGCUGCAACGCUGCAGCGUCUCCCAAUACAUGCAGGAGGUCAUUAAGAUCCUGGAGUUCGAGAGCAAGCGGGCGCAAAAAUUCUUACACGUCAGCUCGUUGCCCAAGUUGCGUAAAAUGUGCGAAUGGAAGUUUAUCAACGAUCGAUUGGGUUUCAUCUACUCGGAGUGCCGCGAUAUGGUAUCGGAUGAGCGGCGGCAGGAUCUGCGCAACAUGUAUAUCGUGCUGAAGCCCAUACCUGAUAACCUAAAGGCGGAACUGAUACAAACAUUUCUCGAGCACAUCAAAAACGAGGGCCUGGAAACGGUGUAUGCGCUCAAAGGCGAGAACAUCCACAUUGCGUUCGUCGAGAAUAUGCUGAAGGUGCACCACAAGUAUCAGGAGCUAAUCGCCGAUGUUUUUGAGAACGAUUCGCUAUUUCUGAGUGCGCUGGACAAGGCCUGCGCCAGUGUCAUUAAUCGACGACCCAGCGAACGGCAGCCAUGUCGCAGCGCUGAAUAUGUGGCCAAAUACUGUGAUACACUGUUGAAAAAAUCGAAGACCUGCGAAGCGGAAAUCGAUCAGAAACUCACCAACAACAUAACCAUAUUCAAAUACAUCGAGGACAAGGAUGUCUAUCAAAAGUUCUACAGCAGACUGCUAGCCAAGCGACUCAUCCACGAACAGAGCCAGAGCAUGGACGCCGAGGAGGGCAUGAUCAAUCGCUUGAAGCAAGCUUGCGGCUAUGAGUUCACCAAUAAACUGCAUCGCAUGUUCACGGAUAUUUCUGUAUCCACAGAUCUAAAUAACAAGUUCAACAAUCACUUAAAGGACAACGACAUUGAUCUGGGCAUCAAUCUGUCAAUUAAAGUGCUGCAGGCGGGCGCUUGGCCCUUGGGCUCCACACAGGUUAUACCCUUUGCAGUGCCCCAGGAAUUUGAAAAGUCCAUCAAAAUGUUUGAGGAUUAUUAUCACAAUUUGUUCAGCGGCCGUAAAUUGACAUGGCUGCAUCAUAUGUGCCAUGGCGAACUGAAGCUGAGUCACCUGAAGAAAUCGUAUAUUGUGACAAUGCAGACGUACCAAAUGGCGAUCAUCUUGUUAUUCGAGACCUGCGACACGUUGAGUUGUCGUGAGAUACAAAACACGCUGCAAUUGAACGAUGAAACGUAUCAGAAGCACAUGCAGCCCAUGAUUGAGUCCAAACUGCUGAAUGCCAGCUCAGAGAAUCUCUCCGGUGAUACGCGUAUCGAACUGAAUAUGGAUUACACAAAUAAGCGUACGAAAUUCAAGAUUAGUUCGGCGUUACAAAAGGAAACGCCACAGGAGGUAGAGCACACGAUCAAUUCGGUAGAUGAGGAUCGUAAACUGUUUCUGCAAGCGGCCAUUGUACGUAUUAUGAAGGCGCGCAAGGUGUUAAAGCACAAUGCGUUAAUACAGGAGGUUCUAUCCUUAUCGAAAGUCAGUUUUACGCCGAACAUAGCAAUGAUCAAGAAGUGCGUGGAAUCGUUAAUUGACAAACAAUAUAUUGAGCGUACUGCCAACUCUGGUGACGAAUAUAGUUAUAUGGCUUAGACUGCGAACGGGCCAAGAACAGCUCGUAGAGAUUAUGAGAAGAGAAAGACAAGAAAUUCUUCACAAAUUGAAUGAACUCACAGUGCAAACAACCACACACAUUAUAAUUGUCACGUAUAUAUAUAUUUUGUUAAAUUUUUCAAAUUCAUGACUCGCAAUACAACAAGAAGAAGAACAACAAGAAAUGGAAAGCUCUAAACUAGAAUAACUGUCAGAUAAACAAUAACUAAAACUUUACACAUACAGUGAAUUUUGUUGUUUUUGUUUUACGUACUUUAAAUAAUGCAAUCUAAUUUUGUUUGUUUUGUAAUCCCAUUUAAUCCUACUGCAAAAGUCGAACAAAAUGUUCGCAUUACUGAUUCGUUUACUAAGUUUAUUUAGUUUAUUUUUGUGGAGCGUGUGUUUUGUAAUACUGUAAUUCCUCUUUAUAAAUUGUAUAUUUAUCUGGUUCACACAAACAAACAAACACACACACACUCAACACACGCACAAGUCCAAAUUGUGAAAGAAUGUGUAAUAAAAUCAAAAAUGCAACAAGUAAAACCAAUAAAUUUCCAAUCAUACGAUUUUGAAUUAAA